AUGCAGAAGGGCGGCAGUCGCACGAGGCUUUCUGCUGCUGAGCUAAAGGUCUUGCAGCCACUGCUCUCUUAUGACGCAGCUGGGCAGAGGGCCGUGGGUUCAGAACCGUUUCAUCUUGCUCCUCUGACCCACGGAGGCAACGGGAUACAACAGGAAAGGCUCCUUCUCCCGCUCUCCUCAGGCAGAGAUGACGGGCCAGAGUCUCAGCUGGAGAUCAGUGUCGUCUAUGGAGUCGUGGUGAUGGAUACCAGCUGGAGGGCUGGGUCUGUUGUUCAUUUGUAUUCAGUCCCAGCUGACAUGUUGAACCCCGAAAGCGUGGUGGUGUCGGUGUCGAAUGUCAGCGCCGUGGCUGGAUCCCAAACUGUCCUGACGUGCAAGAGUUACCGCAUGAUCUGGACCCAGGACCGUCUGAAUGACCGCCAGCGUGUGGUCCACUGGGACUUGUAUAGCAACCAGGAUGGCGAUUACAAGGCGGAGAGGCUGUGUGACAUGUACUCAGCUGGGGAGCAGCGGGUGUAUAGCUCCUACAACCAAGAGAGGAUAGCCAUGCCCGAGAAUGCAUUCGCAGAUGGCAACUUCUCACUGGUGAUCAAAGAUGUUGCAGAGAGCGACCAAGGCACGUACUCUUGUAACCUCCACCAUCACUACUGCCACCUGUACGAAACGGUGAAAAUCCAGCUGGAGGUCACCGAGAAAGCCAGGGAAGUGAAGAGGUACUGGGAUGGCGAGAAGGCCGUGAUCGUUGCCUUGCAGGACAGCACCGUGGUGCUCCCCUGCGUGAACCGGAACCAGAUCUGGACUGAGCGGCACAGCGAGGAGGAGCAGCAAGUGGUGCACUGGGACAGGCAGCCCCCGGGGGUCCCGCACGACCGGGCCGACCGCCUCAUAGACCUGUACGCCUCCGGCGAGCGCCGCUCCUACGGGCCUCUCUUCAUCCGGCAGAAGAUGAACAUCACCGAGACGGCCUUCGCCCUGGGCGACUUCUCGCUGCGGAUUUCAGCCCUGGAGAACGCCGAUGAGGGCACGUACUCCUGCCACCUCCACCAUCACUACUGCGGCCUCCACGAGCGCAGGAUCUUCCGGGUCUCCGUGACGGAGCCAGUGAGAGAGAAGAAGGUGGUGAACCUCACUAACCCCAACAUCGUGCCAGCUGUAGAUCCAAACCUAGGCAGGGGCCAUAACGUGAUCAACGUCAUCAUCCCCGAGAGCCGGGUGCAUUUCUUCCAGCAGCUGGGCUACAUCCUGGCAACCCUGCUCCUCUUCCUCAUCCUCCUCAUCAUUGUGGUGCUCGUUACCCGCAAACACCGGAGGAGAGGCUACGAGUACAACGUGAAGAAAUAUGAAGAGAAGGACAUGAAUCUCAAAGAGUUUUCAGUUGACACAACCGACCUGACCCAGUACAAAAGCGAAGACAUAAGGCUGGAUUUCAAAAACAACAUCCUGAAGGAGCGGGCCGAGCAGGCCAAGAGCUUCCCAGCAAAGAUCAUCGAUUUAGACAAAGAUUUCAGGAAGGAAUAUUGUAAAUGA
Emys orbicularis (European pond turtle) is the source of this 1527-nucleotide messenger RNA. RefSeq names its product matrix remodeling associated 8 (gene MXRA8). The record is from RefSeq and is a predicted model, not a curated record. The transcript has 10 exons. Gene Ontology annotation, cellular component: membrane; cell surface. Gene Ontology annotation, biological process: cell differentiation; cell adhesion. NCBI's taxonomy places the organism in Eukaryota, Metazoa, Chordata, Testudines, Emydidae. The coding region runs from base 1 to 1527 and encodes 508 amino acids.